CUCUCUCUCUACAAUCUAUUCUCUCCUUCUCUCUUCUCCCCAAAGGUGCAGGUAUCUUCUUCAACCUGCUCCCCAAUUACAAGCACUCACUCUUUCUCUCUCUAAAAUUGGUGGUACUCUGUUCUCCCUGCUUCCUACCCACAAGAAAUCUCUCUCUCUCUCAAGCUUGCUCUCUUUCUCUCUCUAGGAAUUGAUACUUUCUGCUUCCUGUUUCCCAUCUGUGACUACUCUCUCUCUCUCUCUGGCUCUCUCAUGGCAUCUGCAAAAAUACUUGCACCGAACGCACCGAUCGCCUCGCCGGACCUCCGUCUCUCACGUCCUCACCGAACCCAGUUGGAUUGGCCCCGUCUCGACCUACAACCCUCACUUUAUGCCCCCAUCUCCACAUCAACCCCCACCGAGACGCUAAAACCAGUUGAGCCCAAAGUGUCGAACCCGAGCCCACCUCCUGAGCCAUGGCACAUGACCCAUGGCUCGGACAACUGGGACAAUCUCCUUGACCCACUUGACCCAAGCCUAAGAUCCGAGCUGAUUCGAUACGGCGAAUUCGUGGAUGCGUGCUACAAGGCCUUCGAUCUGGACCCCAACUCUAAGAGACACUGCAACUGCAAAUACGGUCGUACCCAGCUGCUCGAUAAAGUGGGUCUCCAAAAUUCAGGUUACGAGAUUACCAAAUACAUAUACGCGUCGGCGGACAUCAAUUUCCCAAUUGGGGUGAGCCCCGCCUGCAUGGGACGGUGGGUGGGCUAUAUCGCAGUAUCGACCGACAGCUCGGUGCGCAAGCUUGGCAGAAGGGACGUAAUAGUGGCUUUCAGAGGAACAGUCACUCGAAGUGAAUGGUUAGCUAAUUUUAUGAGCUCGUUGACGCCGGCUAGGCUCGACCCACAUAACCCGAGGCCCGACGUAAAGGUCGAGUCAGGGUUCCUGAAUCUUUACACAAGCACCGACGAAUCCUGCAAGUUCGGACUCGGCAGCUGUCGAGAGCAACUCCUGUCUGAGAUUUCCAGGCUCAUUAGUAAGUAUGGUUCUGAGGAAGAGAUGAGUAUAACCCUAGCUGGACACAGCAUGGGAAGCUCAUUAGCCAUGCUUUUGGCAUAUGAUAUAGGGGAAUUAGAGCUUAAUAAGCCCAUAAAUGGAGGUGUGGAGAUACCCAUCACAGUUUUCUCUUAUGGAGGGCCUAGGGUUGGGAACCAUGGGUUUAGAGAGAGGUGUGAGGAACUUGGGGUGAAAGUUUUGAGAGUUGUGAAUGUUAGUGACCCUAUAACAAAGUUGCCUGGUAUGUUUUUCAAUGAGAAUUUUACUGUUUUGGGGGGUGAUAACUGCUAUACUCAUGUGGGUGUAGAGUUGCCUCUUGAGUCCCUCAAUGGGAAGAGCUUCUCUUGUGUGCAUGACUUGGACACAUAUUUAGGGUUGUUGAGGUGCCCCACAAAGAAAGUGAAGAAGGGAGAGCUCAUGGAGAGGGCAUGUGGCUUCUUCAAGAGACAGAAGCUUGAGUCUUGGUCAUGGCAACACAUGGCCACCCUCCUCCAAUAUCCGAGAUUUUGACAUGGGACACACCCUUUUGGCCUUUUUUUUCCUUGGACUAAGAACCUCCGACCUAGGUCUUGUACAUUCACUCUCUCUCCUGUUUAAUUUUUUUCUCUCUCCUUGCCAUUUAUUAUGAGGCAUUGUUUUUCUUCUCCAAUAUGAGAAGCUUGUAACUUCAAGAGACACGUUACUAUUUGUUAGAUAGAGAGAGACUUUUGAAACAACCAUGAAAGUUCCUGUUUGUUUCAAUGGGAAUUCAAACAUUGUACCAUUAUUUGUACUAUAUGAGAUGACUAUAAGUGCAUAGUUUGAUUAUCUAAGUGCCAGCCUUUUUA
Amborella trichopoda is the source of this 1862-nucleotide messenger RNA. RefSeq names its product phospholipase A1-Ialpha2, chloroplastic. Gene Ontology annotation, biological process: lipid metabolic process. Gene Ontology annotation, cellular component: chloroplast. The record is from RefSeq and is a predicted model, not a curated record. Gene Ontology annotation, molecular function: glycerophospholipid phospholipase A1 activity. NCBI's taxonomy places the organism in Eukaryota, Viridiplantae, Streptophyta, Magnoliopsida, Amborellales, Amborellaceae.